AUAAGUCGCCACCUAUCGUCAAUUUUCAUCUUAUAGCAACAUUAUGGUUGUCAUCAGACAACACCACCGGAAGAACUUCUUGUGUGUCACGUCAAGCAAGAAAAAGCAUUGCCAUUCAGAACAAGCACAUUUAUUUCUCAAUUUAUUUUGUCAAUCAGUUCUUUAUUUUUGAGUGAGUUGUUAAAUAAAUCUAGUUGAAUUUAUUUACUGUGUGUUUCGUCAUCGAGAAUCGGCAAGGCGAGAGAAGGCGGUCCUUUUCGCCAGGAUUGAGAUAUUCUCUCCCUUUUCAGGUAUAUCAGGAACCUCCGGAUAUUAUCUACAGGAAUUGUUUUAGGAUUUCAUGCGUGAUAUUCUAUACUUUUAGGUACUAGAGAAGCAUCAGGGAAUUCUCUAUUUACCAUUUAUCUGGAACUCAUGCGCAAUAUACUAUAUUUUUAGGUAAGAGAUUCUCCUGACCAUAAACUUGGUCCAUCCGAGCCUCUAGUUGGCUCACCACAUACAGAGGCGUGGGUUCAGCUAGAAAGAAUCAGCAAAUCAGACAGACGUCAGGAGAGCAGCCGCACAGAGGCAAAAAUUGUGACAGAAUUUGGGAGCACAGAGUCCCAAGAGCAUCAGCAAUCAGAGCAUAUACGUGUAGCAUCCCGGUCAGAGCCCGGACACGUAUUCCGGAAGAUUUUGAGCACAGAUAACCUCAAAAUCUAAGGCAGCAUUCAGCACAGAUUCACGAUGACGACGCUAAUUCAAGAAAGAGAUUUUCUAUUCAGCACAAUCCAGGACAUUGAGAAGUAUGCAACACGAAUAGAUUUCUCGGAAAUACCGGCCAGCAGGGCCAUUCCAGAGCUCAAAGCAAAGUUUGCUUUCACCAACACUACACGUCAAAGAUUUCUUGUGCUGCAUCACGACAUCAGUAAGAAGAAAUUAGACGAUGAUCAGAGACAGGCAGAAGAGAUUCUUCUGCAGAAUUUCUUGAGAAUGUGCAAUGUAAUUGACAUGAAAAUCAAUGAGGUUAUGUAUCAGUAUCAGUACCAAGAAGCAGCAGAACAGAAGCAAAAGCCAGAAUUAUCAGCAGCUGAAGGCAAUUCUACACUUGCACAGAUUCUCGAGACAGUGUUGGAGAAACAGACAAAGAACAUUCAGGAUAUUGUUGGCGCACACAAACUGGAGAUCGAGACCAUGAGCAAUGUUCUCGAAAAGCAGACAGCAAUCAAACACAAGAGGUACAAAUUGCCACCACUGGAGAUUCCAAAGUUCUCAGGGAAACUUACCGAGUGGACAAAAUUCCGUGAUUUGUACAUGAGCAACAUUCACAACAGGGAUGAUCUCGAACCAGUCGAGAAAUUCCAGUAUCUGGCGUCCUAUUUGACAGGGGAAGCAGCUUCAUACAUUAAGAAUAUUCCAGCGACAGAUGCAAACUACCAUGAUGCAUGGGAGAGGCUGGUCAGAUCGUACAACAAGCCGAAAAAUAUUGCAUUCGAUCACAUUAGAGCAUACAUUGAACAGUCUAAGAAGGCCGUCAGCAAUCCUGAAGAAUUGAAGACAUUAUUUGUCACCAUUGAAGAGACGGUGCGUGCACUAGAUGCUCUCAACGCUACAGGCAGGGAUCCAUGGUUAAUUUAUUUGGCCAUGGAAGCAUUUGACAGUGAAACCAGAAAUCAGUGGUCUCGUGAACCAAUCUCAGGAGUCAUUCCUACUUUCGAUGAAUUCACGGAGUUCAUCGAGAAACGAUACGAUUCAUGGAUAUCUUGCUGGGAGAAAAAGCAAGAAAGCAAGUCAGCAAAACCAAUUCCCGGAAAACAGUCAAAACCACCAGGGUUUAAGGGAUUUGGAUCUCAACAGAAUCAGAAGACAAUACCAGGUUCUUCAUCUCUUGUUUCCACUACGGGACAGGGAACAAUGCAAUGUUUUAUCUGCUCGGGCAAUGAUCAUCAUGUCGCGAAAUGCCAGAAAUUCCUGACAUCAGAGCCAUCCCGCAGAGUUGAACUAAUCAGGACAGCAGCAUUGUGUUUCAAUUGUCUACGUCCAGGUCACCGAUUGUCAGAAUGUCGUGGAGGAACCUGUAGGCAAUGCCAGAUGAAGCACAACACACUCAUCCAUGAGGCCUUUGCACAGAAGCCAAGGGAUCAUGUUACACAGAAGCAAUCAGAAACAGAUAAGCAGCCAGAAGAGACGCAACAAUCAGCAACACAAAGGAAUUUACCAACAGGAACAUCAUCCACUGGACUGGUGAAUCACACAGUGAUGGCUUCGCAGAGCUCAACACUUAGUCUAUUGCCAUCUAUUCAGAUCUUGGUCAAGGAUCGUGAAGGAAAGCAGCACCAGUGUCGAGCAUUACUGGACUCAUGUUCACAGUCAAACAUGAUCACGCGCAGCAUGGCAGUACUUCUCAAUUUGCCCGUCAGAGUGUCUACAAUCGGAGCAGUCAAGGGUAUUGGUGCCAUGUCAGCUGGCACACCACAGGAGCUUACAGCAGACAUUUCCUCCAGAGAUAAUGCAGUUUCGAUGAAGCUAGAUUUUCUAGUGCUUGACCACAUUACGGACGAUCAGCCAGUUUCAACAGCCAAUGUGACUCAUCAGAUUCCAACGAAUGUAUUUUUGGCCGACCCAGAAUUCUACAAACCAAGGAGAAUUGACAUGCUGUUAGGUGCAGAUGUGUUUAUGAAGAUUUUGCGCAGUCGUCAGAUUCCGGGAUCUCCUACAUUCCAAGAGACAGCAUUUGGAUACGUUGCAGCGGGAGUUUACGGAACAAAAGGUCCAUUGGAAAUUGCAAACAGUUUCAUUUCAACAUGUUCCUGUUCUGGAGAUCAACUGAAGUCACUCAAUGAACAGUUUGAGAAGUUUGUCAAGGCGGAAGAGCUACAGAAAUCUCAAGGAGUUCUGACAGCAGAGGAGAAUAGGUGCGAGGAGCAUUUUGUUCUCAACACCACACGCACUGAGACAGGAAGAUUCGUGUGUGGUAUUCCCACUACAGAUGACUUACACACUUUGGGUGAAUCUAAGGAACAGGCCAUGAAGCAGUUUCUCUGUGGAGAAAGACAACGAUUGAGAAAACCAGAGUUGAAUAAGCAGUAUGUAGAAUUCAUGCAAAAUUACAGAGAGUCCAAUCACAUGAGAUUGCAGCCACCAGGGUAUCAAUCAUCAAAGCCAGAGGUGUUUUUGCCACACCAUCCAGUAUUCAAAGAAUCCAGCACCACACCAGUGAGAGUGGUAUUUAAUGCAUCAAAGAAGACAAGUUCAGGAAAGUCUCUCAAUGAUGUUUUGAUGGUCGGACCGAAAGUGCAGGAUGACAUUUUCGAUAUCAUGAUUCGAAGCCGAGAAGACAGAAUUCUCGUAAAAGCAGAUUUGAAGCAGAUGUUCAGACACAUCGACAUUCGGGAUGAAGAUCAAAGUCUACAGAAGAUCUUCUGGAGAGACACCCCGAGUGAACCAGUUCAGAUUUAUUUGCUGAGGACGGUAACAUAUGGUACAGCAUGUGCACCAUUCUUGGCAGCCAGGUGCAUCAAGCAAUUGUCCAUUGACGGAAAACAGCAGUUUCCUCUAGCAGCAUCGGUGGUCGAGAAAGACACCUACAUGGAUGAUGUAAUCACCAGCAUCGGAAGCAUCCAAGAAGCGAUUGAGCUCCAGAAACAGUUGGAUGGUCUAUUCAAAAGUGGAGGGUUCUUUCUCAGGAAGUGGUGUUCAAAUGCCCCGGAAGUUCUGGAAGGGAUACCGGAAGAAGAUAGAGAGAUAAAGGGUUCUCUCGACAUGGACUUCGAAGGCAGUGUCAAAACCUUGGGCAUUGCAUGGAAUCCUGCCACAGAUCUCUACAGUUAUGAGGCCACGGAGUUCAAUUCAUUGGUCACAAAAAGGAACAUCUUAUCAGAUACAGCGAGGAUUUAUGACCCACUUGGAUUGCUUGCACCACUCACAGUGACAGCAAAAAUCCUCUUCCAGUCUCUCUGGAAGCUGAAGGCGGAUUGGGAUACAGAAUUGAAUGAAAAUAUUCAAGCUCAGUGGAAACAGUAUCAGGAGAAUGUUGUCAAUGUCACAACCCAGAUGACCAUACCAAGACAGAUUAGUGACUCAUUAUUUGUAAUGACUCAAGUGCAAUUGAUAGGUUUCAGUGAUGCGUCAGAAAAGGCAAUAGCAGCAUGUGUGUAUGCUCGCACCAUUGACAGUGAUGGCAGAGUGAGCUCAAGACUAUACGCAGCAAAAACAAAGGUUUCACCAGUGAGCAAGAUAACAAUCGCUCGAUUGGAAUUGUGUGCAGCAGCAUUAUUGGCAAAACUCAUCAGGAGGGUAAAGGACGCGAUGAAGAGAGAAGUCACAGAGAUUCAUGCCUUCUCAGAUUCGACGAUUGUCUUGUGUUGGAUAGCAAAGGAUCCAUCGCAUUGGAAGACGUUCGUGUCUAAUCGUGUCUCAUAUAUUCAGAACAACAUUCCAACUGCAAAGUGGCAUCAUGUUAUUUCACAAGAGAAUCCAGCGGAUUUAGCAUCACGAGGAGUUUCAGCAGAUGAACUCGUUCACAGCAGCUUGUGGUGGACAGGACCACCAUGGAUGACAGAGGAUGAGAUGACACUUAGAUCAGCAAAUGAAGAUGUUGCAGGAGCAGAAGCUGAGAUUCGCAAGAGUAUUACGCUUGUCAGUACAGCAGACUUUUGGGAGUUUAUCUAUCGGUAUUCGUCCUACACGAAAAUCAUCAGAUAUGUCGCUUUAUGGAAGCGAUAUAUGCACAAUUUGCAGGCCAAGAAGAAGAAGACAGAUCCCAUCACAGGAUGUUUGACACCAGUUGAGCUAGAGACAGCCGCAUGUUCAGUUCUGAGACAUGUUCAGCAACAGAUGUUCACCGAGGACUAUGAUACACUCGAGAGGAAGGUGGAGACCUCAGAAAAAUCUCGCUUUUUUCGCCUGAACCCAUUUCUAGACAACAAUGGGCUUAUCAGAGUUGGUGGACGAAUACGUCGAGCCCACAUUCAGUAUGAUCAGAAGCACCCGAUUUUGCUACCACAGAAUCAUCACAUAACAAGACUUAUCGCAGAAGAAGCUCACCAGGAAACUCUACAUGGGGGAACACAGCUGAUGCUGACACAUAUUCGACAGAAGUUCUGGCCCAUAAGAGGAAUUGAUUUGUGCAAGAGGACCGUUAAGAAGUGUGUCACCUGUUUCCGAGUGAAGCCGAAAGCUACAGAACAUUACAUGAGUGAUUGUCACUCAGCCAGGGUUAACGCAGUUCAUCCAUUCUACCAGACAGGGAUAGACUACUGUGGUCCAGUAUACAUCAAAACACCAGUGCGCUCCAGAGUAGUGCUCAAGAUGUACAUAGCACUAUUCACAUGUCUCGCGACACGUGCAAUUCAUCUAGAAUUAGUCACGGACCUCACUACCCAGGCUUUUAUCGCAGCUCUAAAACGAUUCAUGUCUCGUCGCGGGAAACCCAACGAAAUUCUUUGUGAUAAUGCCAUGACGUUCGUUGGGGCUGACAGAGAGAUCCGCCAAAUGUCCGAACUGAUGUCUUCAGAGGAACAUCAGACCAGAGUGAUUGAUUCCGCUGCCAGAGAGGGAAUCACCUUCAAGUUCAUACCACCGCGCAGCCCACAUUUUGGAGGAGCGUGGGAAUCUUUGAUUAAAAGAGUGAAGUUUCAUCUUUACAGAGCAGCAGGAGAUUCUCAUCUCACCCAGGAAGAGAUGUUAACACUUUUAGCCCAGAUUGAAGCGUGUGUUAACUCGCGCCCAUUGACUACAAUUUCAUCAGAUCCUGCUGACCUUGAACCGUUGACACCAGCACAUUUUCUGAUCGGACGAGCUUUUACUUCGCUACCAGAACCAAACCUCACUAAUGUGUCCGAGGGAAGAUUGAAGCAUUGGAAGUCAGUGCAACAGCGUGUGCAGUUUUUCUGGCACAGAUGGUCAACAGAGUACUUACACACACUACAGCAAAGACACAAGUGGACAAGUCAUUACCCAGCAGUCAAAAUUGGAGACAUCGUGAUCAUCAUGGAGGACAAUCUGCCACCGUUGAAAUGGAAGAUGGGCAGAGUCAUCCUCACUCAUCCAGGCGCAGACGGAACUGUGAGAGUGGUCACAGUUCAGACCAGAACUGGCACCUAUCGACGAGCCGUCGCCAAGUUGUGUGUGCUACCCAUUGAAUCUCCAGAAACCCCAUCCGGUGUUUCUGCCCGGCCAGGAAAUGGUACGACAUAAGUCGCCACCUAUCGUCAAUUUUCAUCUUAUAGCAACAUUAUGGUUGUCAUCAGACAACACCACCGGAAGAACUUCUUGUGUGUCACGUCAAGCAAGAAAAAGCAUUGCCAUUCAGAACAAGCACAUUUAUUUCUCAAUUUAUUUUGUCAAUCAGUUCUUUAUUUUUGAGUGAGUUGUUAAAUAAAUCUAGUUGAAUUUAUUUACUGUGUGUUUCGUCAUCGAGAAUCGGCAAGGCGAGAGAAGGCGGUCCUUUUCGCCAGGAUUGAGAUAUUCUCUCCCUUUUCAGGUAUAUCAGGAACCUCCGGAUAUUAUCUACAGGAAUUGUUUUAGGAUUUCAUGCGUGAUAUUCUAUACUUUUAGGUAAGAGAUUCUCCUGACC
Phlebotomus papatasi is the source of this 6556-nucleotide messenger RNA. RefSeq lists its product as uncharacterized. Lineage: Eukaryota; Metazoa; Arthropoda; Insecta; Diptera; Psychodidae. The record is from RefSeq and is a predicted model, not a curated record. The coding region runs from base 727 to 6177 and encodes 1816 amino acids. Gene Ontology annotation, molecular function: zinc ion binding; nucleic acid binding. The transcript is spliced from 5 exons. Gene Ontology annotation, biological process: DNA integration.